AGCAGACGACAAAAACAUGGAGAGCGCCAAUGGAUAUAUGAGUCAAACAAAUCCUAUUUCUUGUACCAUUAAGCCUCCUGUACCAAUAAAAAUUGGUGAUCAUAAAGUUGAAUUUUUAACAGGGUGUCACGUGAUUGAUGUAACUUUUCCAAAUGUUUUUUAUGUGGAGAUAGGAGAGAUACACUUUAAGAAUUUUUAUACAGCAAAUUUAACUAUUAAAGUUAGAACAAGAACUACAGAGAAAGAGGGUACAUCGACCGAUUCCAAAUGGAAAACCUGUCUAAACAACUAUCAAUUAAUGCCAGAUCCUCAUUCAGAUACAGCAGCCGAAGAAUACUUUGUAAUAGGAAAACAGCACGUUCUAUUUGAUUUAAUAAAUGUAAUAGCAGUAAGAAUAAUAAUACGACAACCAUCGCCAGUUUGGAAAGAGUUUCGUAUAGAAGAAUUAAAGUUUUAUAAAGCAUCUUUAUUCAUACCAAAGGAAGUUAAAUUGCCCGGAUGGUUAAAUGAUAUUACUGAUAAUAAGAUUAAGACUUUUGAUAAUGGACCAAAUGUUGAAGAAUUAUCAAAGGAAAUGCAAAAUCUUAUGGCAACGUCUCAAUUAGCUAAAAGUUGUUCAAACAAUUCAACUAGUAUAAGAAGAUAUGACGUGGACGGAUGCUACGAUAUUAAUUUACUCUCGUAUACAUGAAAUUCUAUAAAAAACAAUUAGGUUUUCUUCUUACCUUCCAUAAAUAUGUGUUCUGUUAUUACUGUCUUUUUUAUCUACAUCUCAUGCUUUUUUUAUAAUUUUAUUUGUUACAAUGCUUUAUUUUAUUGAUUAAAUAAUCGAUAGAAAACAAAUAGGAUAAUACCUUAUUUCUUUAUUGUGAAAUAAUUACAGGAACUUUUAGAAAGGAAAAAGUUCAAAGGUUAUCUUAAAUAUCAACCUUUCACACUGAUAUGCUAGUAGGGAUGAAGGCUGACUUGGGAAUAAGAUUGAAUUUAAAGUGGAUCAUGUGUCUACUUUUUUUGAAAGUUUUAAACCGUCAUCCGUUAUAUAUCUUGUGUUAUUCCCUAUUCACUCUUUCUAUUAAUAAAAUUACUCUUUAUCUUAUGCGUUAUCUUUUAUCUCAUCUAGUGAGUAUAUACUUUUAUUAUAAAAUGACGCUGUAUAUUGACAGAAAGAAGGAAAAGAGUUCUCUAUUGAAAUUGUCAACUAAUAUUUGCUGUUUCAUUUGUUAUAAUUAGCAGACAACUCUGAUUAUUCAUCCAAUUUAUUUAAGUCACUUUUACAAUUUCUAUUUUAUCUUUAGCUAUUAAUAACUUUU
Dimorphilus gyrociliatus is the source of this 1310-nucleotide messenger RNA. NCBI's taxonomy places the organism in Eukaryota, Metazoa, Annelida, Polychaeta, Dinophilidae. The record is from the annotation of a GenBank genome assembly.